AGAUGGCAAAGCAGUGCAAGUGGCUUAGGAUUGAAAAGGCCUCUGGGUAGUAGCCAGGGAAAGCAGGGGAUCAGUGGCCUCUGCAGUGAGGCUAGGGAUGUUGGUGGCCAAUAUGAGAUAGUGGCUAUAGAAGCCCUUGAGACGGCAUAGCUGACAUCUCUCAUCAAAGCAGCAACUCUCAGCACAAGGGCCACAUUGCUUAUGGGACCAAGUGACAUGGAGUGCACAAACUGGAUAUUAGAGGGGCACAGCAAGAGACUGUCAUUUGUUGAUGUGGCUACAGGAUGGCUUGGGCAAGGCCUGGGGGCCUCAUGUGGGAUGGCAUAUACUGGCAAGUACUUCGACCGGGCCAGCUACCGGGUGUUCUGCCUCCUGGGAGAUGGCGAGUCCUCAGAAGGCUCUGUUUGGGAGGCGCUGGCCUUUGCAGCCUACUACAGUCUGGAUAAUCUUGUGGCCAUCUUUGACGUGAACCGCCUGGGGCACUGUGGCAGCUUCCCCCUGGAGCACUAUGUCGAGGUCUACCAGAAGCGCUUUGAAGCCUUUGGGUGGAACACUUACGUGGUAGAUGGUCGUGACGUGGAGGCGCUGUGCCAAGUAUUUUGGCAGGCAGCUCAUGUAAAGGGCAAGCCCACUGCUGUGGUUGCCAAGACCUUCAAAAGCCGAGGAAUGCCAAAUGUGGAAGAUACAGAAAGUUGGCAUGGAAAGCCAAUGCCACAAGAGCGAGCGGAUGCAAUUAUCAAGUUAAUUGAGAGCCAGAUACAGACUAACAGAAGUCUUACACCACAACCCCCCAUUGAGGACUCACCUCAAGUCAACAUUGAGGAUAUAAAAAUGACCACUCCUCCUGCUUAUGAAGUUGGUGACAUGAUGUCUACUCGCAAAGCCUGUGGUCUGGCUCUGGCUAAGCUGGGCUAUGAGAAUGACAGAGUCAUUGUGCUGGAUAGUGACACCAAGAACUACACCUUCUCUGAGAUAUUCAAGAAGGAGCAUCCCGAGCGUUUCAUUGAGUGCUUUGUUGCCGAACAAAAUAUGGUGAGCGUGGCACUGGGCUGUGCCAUGCGCGGCCGAACCAUCGCUUUUGCCAGCACCUUUGCUGCCUAUAUGAGCCGGGCAUACGAUCAGAUCCGUGUGGGUGCCAUCUGUGGAGUCAACAUUCGCCUCAUUGGCUCCCACUGUGGGGUGUCCGUGGGUGAAGAUGGACCCACCCAGAUGGCCCUGGAGGACCUGGCCAUGUUCCGUGCACUCCCUAACUGCAUCAUUUUCUACCCCAGUGAUGCUGUCUCUACUGAGCACGCUGUUUACUUGGCAGCCAAUAGCAAGGGGGUAUGCUACAUUCGCACCAGCCAACCGGAAAUUGAAGUUGUUUACGCCCCACAAGAGAUUUUCAAGAUUGGGCAGGCCAAGGUCAUACGCUAUAGUGACAAGGACAGAGUCACCAUUAUUGGAGCUGGAGUGACUCUGCAUGAAGCCUUAACGGCUGCUGAUGAGCUCUGCCGUCAAGACAUCUCUGUCCGCAUCAUCGACUUGUUCACCAUUAAGCCCCUGGAUGGCGACACCAUCAUCUCCAGUGCAAAAGCCACUGGUGGUCGGAUCAUCACGGUGGAGGAUCACUACCCAGAAGGUGGCAUUGGAGAAGCCGUGUGUGCUGCUGUCUCCUCAGAGCCUGACAUCGUGGUUCGUCAGCUGGCCGUGCCGUUGAUGGGUAUGCCCCAGAGUGGGAGGCCCGGUGAGAUGCUGAGCAUGUUCGGCAUCAGUGCCAGACACAUCGUGGUGGCUGUGAAGCGCAUUCUGUCACAGUGAUGCCCCAGCCAGCAUGCGCCACCUGUGCAAGUUGGCUCAGCUCCCAACUCUGCUCUCAGACAUCCUACUUCACACCUUCCUUUGAACAGAGCUGUAGGCCCUUUUGUUAGUGUUUGUUACCAAGUUUUAAGUGAGCAAUAAAGUUAACUGCAUC
This is a messenger RNA of Octodon degus (degu), 1954 nucleotides long. RefSeq names its product transketolase like 1 (gene Tktl1). The coding region runs from base 202 to 1800 and encodes 532 amino acids. NCBI's taxonomy places the organism in Eukaryota, Metazoa, Chordata, Mammalia, Rodentia, Octodontidae. The transcript is spliced from 12 exons. Gene Ontology annotation, molecular function: transketolase activity; thiamine pyrophosphate binding. The record is from RefSeq and is a predicted model, not a curated record.